Molecule: messenger RNA, 729 nt
Organism: Peronospora farinosa
Lineage: Eukaryota; Oomycota; Peronosporomycetes; Peronosporales; Peronosporaceae
Source: the annotation of a GenBank genome assembly
AUGACGGCUUCGCGCAUGUUAAGCAGAUGCACCGACCGUAAACUGCGUUUGUUGUGCCUGCAUGGCAUGUACCAGGACGCAAUCACGUUCAUGGCUAAGACAAAGCAUCUGCAUGGGAUCAACUCGAAUGUGGAAUUGAUUUUCCUGAACGGGCCCUUCAUCACCGUGCCGCCCAUUUUAGCGCGUCAAAGCAAGCGACCUAGUUCAGCUUCUAGCAAGAUGAAGCACAUACACUCUAGUAAGAAGAAGAUGGAAUUUCGCGCGUGGUGGCGGCUGCCGGGCAUUCACCAGAAAGACUCUAGCAGUUUGGACGGAGACCGGGACGUACUUAUAAACUUCCUCCGUGAGAAGCUGGACGAGAUCGGAGACGUAGAUGGAGUUGUUGGGUUCUCGCAAGGAGCGAGUCUUGCGGCGUGGAUGUGCUCAGAACAGGCCUGCGCUGAACUGCAUUGGUCACCGAAACUGGCCGUGCUGUUUGGAAGCUAUCUAAGCUCACCUCAGUUCUCGUUGGACUCGGGCGUUGUCCCCGACAUUUCGUCACUGCACGUCUUCGGCUUGAACGACUACGUCAUCCCGGCUGCCAAGAGCCAGCAAGUGAUGGACAUCUUUCAAGAGACCCUUGACAAUCGCGUGCUGACUUCGGUGCACGCCAAAGGCCACGUAGUUCCCAAGUGUGAUGCGUUCAAGCAGCUGUUCAAGUCAUUUCUGACUCUCCAGAACAUGAGAUGA